Molecule: messenger RNA, 3039 nt
Organism: Otolemur garnettii (small-eared galago)
Lineage: Eukaryota; Metazoa; Chordata; Mammalia; Primates; Galagidae
Gene: SKOR2
Product: SKI family transcriptional corepressor 2
Exons: 7
Coding region: 1-3039 (1012 amino acids)
Biological process (GO): negative regulation of transcription by RNA polymerase II; negative regulation of BMP signaling pathway
Cellular component (GO): transcription regulator complex; nucleus
Molecular function (GO): RNA polymerase II cis-regulatory region sequence-specific DNA binding; DNA-binding transcription factor activity, RNA polymerase II-specific; SMAD binding
Source: RefSeq, a predicted model, not a curated record
AUGGCUUCCAGCCCGCUGCCGGGGCCCAAAGACAUCCUGCUGGCGUCGCCGUCGAGCGCCUUCCAGCCGGAUACACUGAGCCAGCCACGUCCAGGCCACGCCAACCUCAAACCCAACCAGGUGGGCCAGGUGAUCCUCUACGGCAUUCCCAUCGUGUCGCUGGUGAUCGACGGGCAGGAGCGCCUGUGCUUGGCGCAGAUCUCCAACACACUUCUCAAGAAUUUCAGCUACAACGAGAUCCACAACCGUCGCGUGGCACUGGGCAUCACGUGCGUGCAGUGUACGCCGGUGCAGCUGGAGAUACUGCGGCGUGCGGGGGCCAUGCCCAUCUCGUCGCGCCGCUGCGGCAUGAUCACCAAACGCGAGGCAGAGCGUCUGUGCAAGUCAUUCCUGGGCGAAAACAGGCCGCCCAAGCUGCCUGACAACUUCGCUUUCGACGUGUCCCACGAAUGUGCCUGGGGCUGCCGUGGCAGCUUCAUCCCAGCGCGCUACAACAGUUCGCGCGCCAAGUGCAUCAAAUGCAGCUACUGCAAUAUGUACUUCUCUCCCAACAAAUUCAUUUUCCACUCCCACCGCACACCUGACGCCAAGUACACGCAGCCAGACGCAGCCAACUUCAAUUCGUGGCGCCGUCAUCUCAAACUCACUGACAAGAGCCCCCAGGACGAGCUAGUCUUCGCCUGGGAAGACGUCAAGGCCAUGUUCAACGGUGGUAGCCGAAAGCGCGCACUACCCCAGCCGGGCGCACACCCGGCUUGCCACCCGCUCAGCUCCGUCAAGGCUGCCGCAGUGGCAGCUGCGGCCGCCGUGGCUGGGGGUGGUGGACUGUUGGGCCCACACCUGCUGGGCGCACCCCCUCCGCCACCACCACCGCCACCCCUGGCAGAACUGGCAGGCGCACCGCACGCUCAUCACAAGAGGCCGCGCUUCGACGACGACGACGACUCCCUGCAGGAGGCGGCAGUCGUGGCCGCCGCCAGCCUCUCAGCUGCUGCCGCCAGCCUCUCAGUGGCCGCAGCCUCGGGCGGCGCUGGGCCUGGAGGGGGUGGCGCGGGGGGUGGCUGUGUGACCGGCGUCGGCGCCGUCAGCGGGUCAGGUGCUGCGGCUGGUGCCAAAGGACCGCGCAGCUAUCCGGUCAUCCCGGUGCCCAGCAAGGGCUCCUUCGGGGGCGUGCUGCAGAAGUUCCCAGGCUGCGGGAGCCUCUUUCCACAUCCUUACACCUUCCCGGCCGCAGCCGCUGCCUUUGGCUUGUGCCACAAGAAAGAGGACGCGGGCGCCACAGCAGAGGCCCUGGGGGGCGCGGGUACAGGCGGUUCCGGCGCCACGCCCAAGGCCGGCCUGUCUGGCCUCUUCUGGCCGGCAGGCCGAAAAGACGCCUUCUACCCGCCCUUCUGCAUGUUCUGGCCGCCGCGGACCCCCGGCGGGCUUCCAGUACCCACCUACCUACAGCCCCCACCCCAGCCACCCUCGGCGCUAGGCUGCGCGCUUGGUGACAGCCCCGCCCUGCUGCGCCAGGCUUUCCUGGACCUGGCCGAGCCCGGCAGUGCCGGGGGGAACGCUGAGACUGCUCCCCCGCCGGGCCAGCCCCCUCAGGUGGUGGCCAACGGCCCGGGCUCCGGCCCACCGCCCCCUGGUGGAGGCGCCGGCGCUCGAGAUGCGCUCUUCGAGUCGCCCCGGGGCGGCAGUGGCGGGGACUGCAGCGCGGGCUCCACUCCGCCCGCUGACCCCAGCGCCGCGUCCGGGGCUGGGGCCACGGCCCCCGGAGCAGGCCCGGCAGGCUCCCGGGUGUCGGCGCCUCACCACCCGCACCUUCUGGAGGGGCGCAAGACGGGCGGUGGCAGCUACCACCAUUCGAGCGCCUUCCGGCCCGUGGGCGGCAAGGACGACGCCGAGAGCCUGGCCAAGCUGCACGGGGCGUCGGCGGGUGCGCCACACUCGGCCCAACCGCACCACCACCACCAUCAUCACCACCACCAUCCUCACCACCACCACCAUCCCCCGCAGCCGCCGUCGCCGCUACUGCUGCUGCCCCCGCAGCCAGACGAGCCGGGUUCUGAGCGCCACCACCCGGCCCCGCCGCCGCCCCCGCCGCCGCCGCCUCCGCUGGCCCCACAGCCACACCACCGAGGCCUUCUGUCCCCCGGGGGCACCAGCUGCAGCUACCCCAGCGAGGACAGCUCUGAGGACGAAGAGGACGAGGAAGAAGAGCAGGAGGUGGACGUGGAGGGCCACAAGCCCCCAGAGGGCGAGGAAGAGGAGGAGGAGGAAAGUCGAGACCCUGAAGACGACGAGGAGGAAGACGAGGAGACUGGGGUCCUACUAGGAGACCCCUUAGUCGGCAGUGGCCGGUUCCUCCAGGGCCGAGGGCUGUCGGAGAAGGGGAGCAGCCGAGACCGCGCGCCGGCUGCUGCAGGCGCUUUCCCGCUCUCCCUAAACUCCAGGCUGCUACAAGAGGACGGGAAACUGGGUGACCCGGGCAGCUCGGACCUGCCCCCGCCCCCGCCUCCGCCCCUGGCCCCCCAGAAAGCAAAUGCGGGAGGUAGCAGCAGUCCAGACAGCCCAGUCCUUCAUCCAUCACUGGAGGAGCAGCCCUCCUACAAGGAUAGUCAGAAAACUAAGGAAAAUAACCAAGUUAUUGUAUCUACCAAGGAUGACAACAACUUUUCAGAGAAGAACAAGGAGCAUAGCUUUUUCAUCACAGACUCUGAUGCUUCUGGAGGAGAUUUUUGGAGAGACAGAUCAGGUGAACACACACAAGAAACCAAUUCACCUCAUUCACUCAAAAAGGAUGUAGAAAAUAUGGGGAAAGAAGAACUUCAGAAGGUUUUAUUUGAACAAAUAGAUUUGCGGAGACGACUAGAACAAGAAUUUCAAGUGUUAAAAGGGAACACGUCUUUCCCAGUAUUCAAUAAUUUUCAGGAUCAGAUGAAAAGGGAACUAGCCUACCGUGAAGAAAUGGUACAACAGUUACAAAUUAUACCCUAUGCAGCAAGCUUGAUCAGGAAAGAAAAGCUUGGUGCCCAUCUCAGCAAGAGCUAA